This is a messenger RNA of Botrytis deweyae, 1038 nucleotides long. RefSeq lists its product as uncharacterized. Gene Ontology annotation, molecular function: iron ion binding; heme binding; oxidoreductase activity, acting on paired donors, with incorporation or reduction of molecular oxygen. NCBI's taxonomy places the organism in Eukaryota, Fungi, Ascomycota, Leotiomycetes, Helotiales, Sclerotiniaceae. The record is from RefSeq and is a predicted model, not a curated record. The transcript has 3 exons. Bases 1 to 1038 code for a protein of 345 amino acids.
AUGUUCUUCCAAACUGCGCAAAUUCGAGUGUCAAGAGCCAGUACCGAAAGACACUAUCAGCCGUUGGCCUUUCGGUCUGCUGAUACCCAGCUUCUCGAUCUGCCAGAAAAUCAAACUAAAGCCCAGGGUACCAGAAUAGAUUUUGCGGCUGAGUUUGACAACGCUUUAUCUUGGCUUUCUAUCCGUGGCCGUUUUGCUGAUAUGUACUGGCUGGUCUCCAGCAAAGACUUCAGGAAUUCUUGCAACAAAUGCAACGAAUAUGUCGAUCAUUUUGUUCAACUUGCUCUCAACAGAAACUCACUGGCCAGAGAUCAAGACAAAGAUGACUCAACCGCCAUCAAGAAGAGAUACAUUUACCUGGACGCCCUUGCAAAGGAAACACAAGAUCCCAUUGAGCUUCGUUCUCAGUGCUUACAUUUGAUGCUAGCAGGUAGAGACACGACGGCCUCAUUACUAGGAUGGUUGUUUCUUUUAUUCGCUCAAAAUCCCAAUCACUAUCAAAAGCUGCGUAAUAUCGUCAUCGAAAACUUUGGAACAUACCAAAAUCCUUUGGAAAUAAACUUCUUGGACCUCAAAAAUUGCCGAUUUCUCCAACAUUGUUUGAAUGAAGCUUUGCGACUUUAUCCACUUGUACCAUUCAACGUCAGACAAGCAAACAAGGACACAACCCUACCACAUGGCGGUGGAAAGGAUGGAAAAUCGAAAGUCUUUAUUCCAAAAGGGUCAAUAGUUGAAUACAGUGUUUUCGCCAUGCAUCGUAGAAAGGAUAUAUGGGGUGAUGACGCCGAGGAGUUUCGACCUGAGAGAUGGGAAGGAAAGAAAGUGGGAUGGGAAUUUUUACCUUUUAAUGGCGGUGCAAGGAUUUGUAUCGGGCAGCAAUUUGCCUUGAAUGAAGCCGGUUACGUUACUGUAAGACCCCCCCAGAGGUUUGAUAUAAUUCGAGAUAUGGCAACGGACUCAGUUGUGAAACAUGAACUCAAACUCACGAAUUCCUCUGCCAACGGUGUUAAAGUUAAGCUACAUACUUCCACUGUUUGA